This is a messenger RNA of Sesamum indicum (sesame), 1092 nucleotides long. Its product is annotated as mogroside IIIx synthase. Gene Ontology annotation, molecular function: UDP-glycosyltransferase activity. The record is from RefSeq and is a predicted model, not a curated record. NCBI's taxonomy places the organism in Eukaryota, Viridiplantae, Streptophyta, Magnoliopsida, Lamiales, Pedaliaceae.
AUGCCUAAACUCUUUGAGACCUUUCAGAUGUCAACCUCCAGUUUCUCCGAUAUCAUUAGCUCUAUAAGGCCUGAUAUGCUGAUAUACGAUGUUUUUCAACCGUGGGCGGCCAAGAUUGCCUUAUCACUAGGCAUUCCGGCCGUCCAUUUCGCCACUUCAGGAGCUGCACCGUAUUCGUUUUACCUUCAUUACUUCAUAUCUGCCAAUUCAGUUUUUCCAUUUGAGGCAAUAUAUCUUCGAGACUAUGAAAGAAAGGCUUUGGAAGCAAUGGCUCCUUCUGAUCGAAGAAACAAACAGAAAGAUCAAGAUUCUGGAUUUGACCACUUCAGGCUAUCUUGUGAUAUUGUUCUGAUGAGAACCUGCAGGGCAAUUGAAAGAAAAUACAUAGACCACUUAUCUUUCUUGUGCAAAAGAAAACUGGUUCCUGUUGGUCCACUUGUUACACAUGCUAACAGUGAAGAAGCAAAGCAUGCAGAGAUCAUGCAAUGGUUAAGUAAGAAAAAUCAGUUUUCAACUGUUUUCAUUUCCUUUGGAAGUGAAAACUACUUGUUUAAGGAUCAGAUGGUAGAGAUAGCAAAAGGGUUGGAAGCCUGUAAUGUUAACUUUAUAUGGGUUGUCAGAUCUCCUCUUGGAGAAAGAGUUAGCAUAGAAGAGGUACUGCCAACAGGAUUUCUUGAUAGGGCAAAAGACACAGGGAUGAUUUUGCAGGGAUGGGCUCCGCAGGCUAACAUUUUAGCACAUCCAAGUACAGGGGCUUUUCUGAGUCAUUGUGGCAUGAGUUCCAUCAUUGAAAGCAUUUAUUUUGGUGUUCCAGUUAUAGCCAUGCCUUUGAAACUUGACCAGCCCUUGAAUGCUAGGCUAGUGGUCGAGGCUGGUGUCAGUGUUGAAGUCGAGAGAGAUGAAAAUGGAGGUUUUCGCGGAGCUGGUGUUGCAGACGCAAUAAAUAAGGUCAUCAUGGAGGAGACGGGGGAAGUUAUGAGGCUUAAAGCUGCAGAACUAAGUAAGAAAAUGAAAAAUGAAGAAGAAGAUGCAGUAAAUGAUACAGCAGAUCAGCUACGUAAGCUUUGUAUGGAGCAUAAGUUGCAGAAGUGA